AUACAGAAUAGUGGGAUCGGGCUGAGUAACAUGACCUAAGAAACUAGCAGAGGGGAAGGGAGUGAAACCGGGAGGACCAGAGGGAGUCUGGGCAGUUGUGGCCGGCAUAGCACUCGAAGCGGAGGAUUGCUGAGAUGGGGGAGGAGGAGUCGGCUGCUGCUGCUGCUGUUGCGGCUGUUGCUGCUGCUGCUGCUGCUGCUGUUGAUAGGAACCACGCCAUCGGCGAGUUCGAGUGCAUCGAUGGUGCUGAUGUCAACCGCAAGCGAGUCCGUUGCCAUGGCGGGUGGGAAUCAGCUACCUGCAGCCAACUACUAGCGACCAGGGACUGGCUUCCAGCGAAAUGGGGGGAGGGGGAGGAGGAGAGAGGAAGGAGAAAAAGGACGGGUGCGCGGAGCGCAGCUCUUAAGUCGCCGCAGGCUUGGAAUCCUUCCACGAAAGGGUCGUCGAGCGGCACAGAUGGCGAGAUUGCGUCGCGUGCUAAUGCGUGAUGCGCGCGACGAGUGGUGACGACGGGAGGGUCGCGAAAUGCGGCGACGAGCAACCGCGAAAUGCAGUGACGGAAAGGACGAUAAAUGCAGCGACGAGAGGGCCGCGAAAUGUGGCGACGAAAGGGCCGCGAAAUGCGGCGACGGGAGGGCCGCGAAGUGCCGCGACGAGCGGCCGCGACAAGCGGCGACGGGAGAGCCGCGAAAUGCGGGGACGGGAGAGCCGCGAAAUGCAGCGACGAACGGUCGCGACGAGCGACAACGGGAGAGCCGCGAAAUGCGGAGACGAAC
Molecule: messenger RNA, 776 nt
Organism: Closterium sp. NIES-67
Lineage: Eukaryota; Viridiplantae; Streptophyta; Zygnematophyceae; Desmidiales; Closteriaceae
Source: the annotation of a GenBank genome assembly